Molecule: messenger RNA, 1151 nt
Organism: Dermacentor albipictus
Lineage: Eukaryota; Metazoa; Arthropoda; Arachnida; Ixodida; Ixodidae
Source: RefSeq, a predicted model, not a curated record
GCAAUCUCAAGAAAAAACCGGCGCGUGGAAAAGAAAGAAGAAGCGCUUUGGUGCGUGAGCCGUCAGGGCCCGUUCGUUCCAGGACGCAAUCCCUUCACCGACGAUCCACCAUGAAUAUGUCCUGGCGCAGGGCGCUUGACACACUGAUCUACGGAGAAGAGCGUCUCGGACAUCAGACCCAGCUGAUGAGGGACCACGUCCACCGUGCCAUGAUGUUCGUCUGCUGCGUGGCGUUCGCAACCGCUGGCUUUCUGGGCCUGCUCAUGGUUUAUCUCGUAUACCUGGCAAUGAACGCCGGAGAGCCGGGUCGACUUCGCACCACGGUCGAGGAGUCCACCACGGUGACCGCUUCGACCGCCUACACCAGCCACCUUCGCCAUCGCUCACCCGGACUGCCAGCCGACAAGCUGCGCCAUCUAGUAGCAGUGCCGAGAAGUCCGCGCGUGGCCUCCGAGACGAGAAGCGCGGCGCCCCGGUGCCUGCGAGCGCUGAGAACGAUUCCCUCGCUUGGUCACACACUCAGGAGCACAGACUCAGCGACCCAGGUUGCUGAGAGGUUCAUUGAAGAGCGGCACAUACCCGAGUGCCGAAAGCAGCCGGUGUUCCACAAGUGCCUGGUCAACGAAACGUUCCCCACGGCCGAUCGGUUUGACCAGUGGCGCGGCGUGGACACGAACGCGUCGGGUCGGCCCUGGUACUUUCUGCGCGGCUCCUGCCUCGAGUGGACACCCGAGGCGUUCUGUCUGGAAGAAUCGCGUGCCCACUUCGCCGAGAAAAAAACGUGCGCACGACACUGCGAACGAGGCACACCGCAACGCCGGUGCACGCGUCACCUUCCGGCCCCCUUGCGGAGCAACUGCUCUUCAAACGACGAGGGCGCCCCCCAGUGGUGGUUCUACGACCCACGCUCUCGCCGAUGCCGCAAGUGGAGGAACGUGUGCGUGCGGCCGGCCUACACGUCGUACAGGGCCUGCGCCAAGCGGUGCCGCCGGCGUCGCAAAGUCCACGCCUGACGUCCAGCGCCCGUUUUUUUUUAUGUCUUUAUCUAUUUCCCUUCUUUCUUUUUCUUUAUCGCUUAUUCAGCAUAUUUAUCCGCACAAUCUGCACGCCUCCGUCUCUGAACUUCCUCCUAUAAACGCGAGACAACCAUG